Prosopis cineraria is the source of this 1893-nucleotide messenger RNA. RefSeq names its product blue-light photoreceptor PHR2. Gene Ontology annotation, molecular function: FAD binding; DNA binding. Bases 197 to 1603 code for a protein of 468 amino acids. Lineage: Eukaryota; Viridiplantae; Streptophyta; Magnoliopsida; Fabales; Fabaceae. Gene Ontology annotation, biological process: photoreactive repair. The record is from RefSeq and is a predicted model, not a curated record. The transcript is spliced from 4 exons.
AUGAGACCGAGCGCUGUGAAGGUUGAAAGUUAGUAGAUAGGUUAGGUGAAUGGACGUCAUCCUCAAUAGAUACGCCCAGACGGUUUUUAAAAGCCCAGAAAUUGCAUAGUUAACAGAUAGAGGGGAUUGUGAGGGAGACCGCUAAGCUAGGCUUAUCUUUGACGCCAUCUUCAUCUUCCAAAACCUUUGAGCGCAAAUGGAUUCCAAUCACCAAAUGGCGGAGAACCAAGACCUUAUAGUCGAGGAAGAACAGAACCCACUUGCCGUAGUGCCGUCCAAAGAAACCCACGUGCCUCCAUUUGCUACUGCCUCACUCUCUCUUUCUCUGUCUGCUAUUCUCCCCUCUCACUUUUUCGCGCAACCCAACACUUCUGCCGUAUUCUCGUCGCACCCCAGCAAGGUUAAGGUCCCUACGCAGGCUUCCUCACUCACACACCUUUCUCUUUCCACUACUUCUUCUCCUUCGCCUUCUAAAAUCUCCUUUAAGUCCACCAUCUCGGCCAAUCCCCUUCAGAAUCCUCUUACUUUGGGUCCUCACCGCCCCUUUGAUCCUUCCAAUGGGGCUGCAAUUCGUCGAGCUUCCAUUGUAUGGUUCCGCAAUGAUUUACGCGUCCACGAUAACGAAUGCCUUAACUCCGCCAACAACGAAUCCAUGUCGGUCUUGCCGGUUUAUUGUUUUGAUCCCAGAGAUUACGGGAAAUCAUCUUCUGGGUUCGAUAAGACCGGGCCAUACCGUGCCACAUUCUUAAUCGAAUCGGUCUCGAACCUUCGCAAGAACCUUCAGGCGAGGGGGUCUGAUCUUGUGGUCAGAAUUGGGAAGCCUGAGACAGUAUUGGUUGAGAUGGCCAAGGCGAUUGGCGCUGAUGCUGUGUACGCGCACAGGGAGGUUUCCCACGACGAGGUUAAGGCGGAGGAGAGAAUUGAGGCGGCAAUGAAGGAAGAAAAUGUGGAGGUUAAAUACUUCUGGGGUAGUACUUUGUUCCAUGUUGAUGACUUGCCUUUCAAAUUGGAAGAUAUGCCCACGAACUAUGGAGGAUUUAGGGAGAAAGUUCAAAAGUUGGAGAUAAGGAAGACAAUUGAGGCAUUGGAUCAGCUGAAGGGACUGCCAUCUCGAGGAGACGUGGAACCUGGGGAUAUUCCCUCCUUAAGGGACCUUGGCCUAAAUCCAUCAGCGACAAUGGCACAGAAUGGGAAGUCAGCUGCUAAUACUUCUAUGGUAGGAGGGGAGACUGAAGCAUUGCAGAAGCUCAGAAAAUUUGCAGCUGAGUGUGAAGCUCAACCACAGAAGGGGCUUGCAGAUGGCAAACAAGGUAGUAUAUACGGUGCCAACUUCUCCUGCAAAAUUUCUCCAUGGUUGGCAAUGGGAUGCCUCUCCCCUCGCACAAUGUUUGGUGAACUACAGAAGACUUCCAGCAGAACAAUUCCCGCCUCAUCAAGCCAAAACAAUGGCGGCGGCGGCGGCAUAUCCAAUAAUGGAACAAAUUGGUUGAUGUUUGAGUUGUUAUGGAGGGACUUCUUUAGGUUUAUUACCAAGAAAUACAGCUCAACAAAGAAGCAGCGUGAAGGCGCUCCAGCGACAGCAUGUACGGGUGCACUUGCUUAAGCUGUGGGUCGCUUCUGGCGUAGAUGUAGCUGGGGACUUGGCAGAGUGGUUGUAUGAAACAAAGAAAUUUGGUUCUGCUGCUGCGAACCCUAUUCUAAUUGUUGGCGAAUAAGUUGCCUGAGUAUCCAACCUUUUCUUUUUUUGAUAUUGUACUUGAUCAUUCUGUUCAUAGCACCUCUUAUCUUAGCUCCAAUUUUCGCCUCUCUUCCUUCACUAGUAUAGUUUUAUCAGUAUGUUCUUGAGAAGAUUUCCCUUUCCUUGUUGUAAUGUGAAAUGUAUUCCAUCUUGAA